CCGUCUCCGCUAUAAACAAACAGGGAAAGCUGGUCGUUCCGCUCUCCUGUCUACAAGAUCUUCAUUAUUUCCCUGUUUCUCUUCUUCUCUCGAUCGAUCAAUUUGCUAAAUUGGUGUAGAAGAAGAAGGUCCAUUUUUUGUUCUCCUUGCGAGCUCUGAUUGAGGAGUAUUAAUGGCUUCCAAGGACAAGGAGAGCAAGCCAUCUUUCUCCUCCUUCGCUUCUUCUUAUAAGGAGAUGAUGAAGAGGCCUUCUUUCUUGCUCGCCUUCCGCUUCGUCGUCUGCGUCGCCCUCUGCUACCUUCUCUGGCUCCGCUUCCUCUUCUACACCUUCCCCCCGGCGUCUACGGCUGUCUCUUUUAGAACGGCUAAGCUCAGCCGCCCGCUGGCGGCCACCUGCGACCCUGCCAUCGCGCCGUUCUAUAUCCACCGCCUCCACCCCCGUUUCAACUCUGCCCUCGUCCAGCACGGCCUCUCCUGCGUGACUUGCUGCGACGUCUGCCCCCACGUCGGCCACCGCGGCCUCGGCCGCCCGCUCCUUCGCCUCCCCGCCGACGCUGACUUAGACCCGGGCCUCACGUCCUGGUACGCCACCCACCCCCACGCCGCUGAGGUCAUCUUCCACGCCCGCGCCGAGCGACACCCUUGCCGCACCGCCGACCCAGCCGCGGCGGAGCUCUUCUACGUCCCCUUCUUCGCCGGACUCCACGCCGCCACCAACUCCCGGCAGCAGAACCACACCCGCCGCGACGCCCUCGCCGUCGACCUCGCGGAGCACCUCGCCUCUCUCCCGGCCUUUGGCCGCAGCGGCGGCCGCGACCACUUCCUCGUCGUCGGCCGCACCUCCUGGGACUUCAUGCGCGACCCGGACCUCCUUCCAGAGGUCGCCAACAUGACCGUCCUCACGGUGGAGCGCCGCCCCGGGGAGGGCCGCAACCAGUUCGGCAUCCCCUACCCGUCCUACUUCCACCCGCGGACGGCGGAGGACGUGGCGGACUGGCAGGCGGAGCUCCGCCGGUUCGCUCGGACCCGGAGCCACUUGUUCGCGUUUGUGGGCGGACUGCGGCCCGGUUCGGACAAGGCGGCGGUUCGGGCCAAGGUCAUGGCCCAGUGCUGGAAGUCGAAGCGCUGCCUCCCGGUCGAUUGCAACCCGACCCGACGCCGGUGCGAAGACCCUGACCGGGUCCUCGACGUCAUGCGCCGGGCUGACUUCUGCCUGCAGCCGCCAGGCGAGUCGCUCACUCGGCGGUCCACCUUCGACGCGAUGCUCGCCGGCUGCAUCCCGGUGUUCUUCUCCGAGCACUCGGCGUACGCACAAUACGAAUGGUACAUGCCGGCCCGACCGGAAGACUGGUCGGUUCAGUUGAAACCGACCCAAUGGGACCACAUCGAGGAAGAGCUGGCUCGGAUUCCGAAAACCGUGGUGGAGAAGAUGAGGGAAACGGUGAUCGAGCUGAUUCCUAAUGUGACCUACGCCCACCCGGACUCGAGUGCGACCCAAUUAGGGUUUCAGGAUGUAGUAGAUACGGCUCUAAUUGAGCUCACCAAGCGGGUUCGAUUAAACCGGGAAAGUCUGAAAAUACUGUAAAUAGACGAUGUAUCUUGCCUUCCGGUAUUUCUAAACAAUGUGUAGGUUUACUUGCACCUGCGAAUUAUACGUUUAUCUUUUUCCUCCAAAGAAACCAAAUUUCUUGUGACUUCAGCAAAAGGAAUAAGACAAUCACUUUGAUGGAUGAUUCGUUGAA
Zingiber officinale is the source of this 1742-nucleotide messenger RNA. Its product is annotated as probable xyloglucan galactosyltransferase GT17. Gene Ontology annotation, molecular function: glycosyltransferase activity. Bases 173 to 1585 code for a protein of 470 amino acids. The record is from RefSeq and is a predicted model, not a curated record. The transcript has a single exon. Lineage: Eukaryota; Viridiplantae; Streptophyta; Magnoliopsida; Zingiberales; Zingiberaceae.